UCCUGCCAUUUCUGCCGCGCCAUCUCUCUCUCUUGCGCCUUCUCCGACUCGGACUCCGACGAGCAGAAGCCGGCGGCGAGGUCUCCGGCGAGGGCGAGAUGGGGUCGCUGAUGUCCUGCAUCUCCGGGCAGGCACCGUCGGCGUCGCCGCCGCCGGUGGCGAAGCGGCGGUCAUCCGUGUCGUCGCGCCGCGGCGGCGGCGGCGGAGGCGCCAAGGCGGUGGCCAUCGACGAGGAGGCGCUGGCGGCGGCGGCGGCGCUGGUGCUGGGGCAGAGGAGCUCGUUCGGCGGAGGCGGGGGUGGAGGCGGAGGCGCGUUCGAGCGGUCGGCGUCGGUGCGGUACGCGGCGAGGCGGCAGCAGCAGCAGCAGGGCCCGCCGCUGCCGAGGAGCUCCAGCACGCGCCCCCGCUCCCUCGCCGACCCGGAGCUCCACCCGCAGCAGCUUCUCGCCAAGGAUUUGAACACUAAAGAUCUUGAAACCAACAUCAUUGUUCUUGUUCAUGGAGGAGGUUUUGGUGCUUGGUGUUGGUACAAGACUAUAGCACUUCUUGAGGAUAGUGGGUUCAGAGUCAAUGCUAUUGACUUAACAGGUUCCGGGAUUCAUUCGUAUGAUACAAACAAGAUUAGCAGUCUCACGCAGUAUGCUGAGCCGCUUACAUCUUACCUUAAAAGCCUAGGUGACAACGAAAAGGUGAUUUUGGUUGGACAUGAUUUUGGCGGUGCUUGUAUAUCCUACGCAAUGGAGAUGUUUCCAUCAAAAGUUGCGAAGGCUGUUUUCCUUUGUGCAGCAAUGCUGAAAAAUGGGCAUAGUACUCUUGAUAUGUUUCAACAACAGAUGGAUACAAAUGGUACACUCCAAAGGGCGCAGGAAUUUGUAUAUUCCAAUGGCAAGGAGCAGCCUCCCACCGCUAUCAAUAUAGAGAAGUCUUUACUGAAACAUUUGUUGUUCAACCAAAGCCCCUCUAAGGAUGUAUCUUUGGCUUCAGUGUCCAUGAGACCUAUCCCCUUUGCUCCUGUGCUGGAGAAGCUGGUCCUAACAGAAGAGAAGUACGGAUCGGUGCGGCGAUUCUACGUCGAAACCACAGAAGACAAUGCCAUUCCACUUCAUCUUCAGCAAGGUAUGUGCGACAUGAACCCGCCCGAGAAGGUUCUUCGGUUGAAAGGCUCGGAUCAUGCCCCAUUCUUCUCCAAGCCACAAGCUCUGCACAAGACCCUUGUAGAGAUAGCAACCAUGCCACCAGUCAAGGCAUCAUGAGAGCUGGGGUUUCUCCCUUCAGGUUUCAAGGCUGGUGACUGGCUGAUUGCCAUUGUUGUGCAGUUGCUUCUUGUAUGUAAUAUGUUGAGAAUGGGGGUGUAAUGCUUGAGCCAAGAUGUUAUGGCUUGGAGGUCGUUUAUACAGGAUGUUUGUCACAGAGGCUCACUGCGUAGCAGCAGAGUAGGGGAGCUCUGAUUUUCUAUACAUGGUGAAUCACAUCCUCCCAGUGCAGACUGACCUGGAGAAAUUGCUAAGAUGAAAGAUGACGUCGAGAAAAUUGCUAGAUGAAAGCUGAUGAAGUUCCUUUCAUCCUUUGUUGUGUUGAUCUUUGUCAUCUGCUGUUACCAUCAACAAUUGAUGCAUGCAUAUACAAUAUAAGUAACUUUUCAAAUUA
Molecule: messenger RNA, 1647 nt
Organism: Oryza sativa Japonica Group (Japanese rice)
Lineage: Eukaryota; Viridiplantae; Streptophyta; Magnoliopsida; Poales; Poaceae
Product: putative methylesterase 11, chloroplastic
Biological process (GO): jasmonic acid metabolic process; salicylic acid metabolic process
Molecular function (GO): methyl indole-3-acetate esterase activity; methyl salicylate esterase activity; methyl jasmonate esterase activity
Source: RefSeq, a predicted model, not a curated record